AUAGCUGGAGAAAAUGUGACGUUGUACUGUCAGCUGGCUGAAAGCUAUGAUGUCGUUCAGGUUACCUGGCAGAAGGAGCAUGGGAAAGACAAGACCAAUAUAGCUACUUACAGCACAACUCAUGGUCCUAAAGUCCUGGGCAAAUAUCAGAAUCAUGUGCAUAUUUCUCAAAGUGGGCUGAGUGUUUCUACCAUCACUUUUCAUGCUGUUACAGUCAAGGAUGAAGGCUGUUACAGCUGCAUCUUUAACACAUUUCCCUUGGGAUCCAUGCCAGGCAGGACAUGUCUCCAGGUCUAUG
Messenger RNA from Gekko japonicus, 298 nucleotides. Its product is annotated as OX-2 membrane glycoprotein-like. Gene Ontology annotation, molecular function: cell-cell adhesion mediator activity. The annotation marks the transcript as partial. The record is from RefSeq and is a predicted model, not a curated record. NCBI's taxonomy places the organism in Eukaryota, Metazoa, Chordata, Lepidosauria, Squamata, Gekkonidae. The transcript has a single exon.